Linum tenue is the source of this 937-nucleotide messenger RNA. NCBI's taxonomy places the organism in Eukaryota, Viridiplantae, Streptophyta, Magnoliopsida, Malpighiales, Linaceae. The record is from the annotation of a GenBank genome assembly.
UGUCAACGCCAUAAAAAAGCUUCCCCAUUGAGUGCAUCACCGCGAUUCCACACUCUGCUCUCAAUUUCUCCGUCGUAGACCAGAUCCGGAAUCUCAAUCGCUGCCAUUCUCCGGCGGCCAUUUGCCUCCAAGCUUGCAGCUUUCCGAACGGUCGAGACGGACAGCUCCUUCCGCAAUUCUGAUCCGUCUUCGUCUCUUUUUUCAAUCCGAUGGGAGAAAUCGAGCAGAAGAGGAAAACAGUGUUUGUGACAGUAGGAACAACGUUAUUUGACGCUCUUGUCAAAGCUGUUGAUACUGAACAAGUUAAACACGAGUUGCUGCGAAGAGGCUACACCCACCUUCUCAUUCAAAUUGGUCGUGGAUCCUACAUUCCCCACAAGUGUGAAGGGGAAGGUGGAUCUCUUGUGGUUGAUUAUUUCACUUUCUCAUCAAGCAUUGCAGAACAUCUUAGAUCGGCAUCUCUUGUCAUCAGUCAUGCAGGGUCAGGGAGCAUAUUCGAGACUUUACGGCAUGGCAAACCUCUCAUUGUAGUGGUGAAUGAAGACCUGAUGGAUAAUCAUCAAUCUGAACUUGCAGAAGAACUAGCCGAGAGGAAGCAUUUAUACUGCGCGCGUCCUCAACUGUUGCACGAGACGAUCACGGAUAUGAAUUUGGAGUCUCUCCUUCCGUAUCCUGCUGGAGAUGCCAAGCCUGUGAUUAGUUUGAUUAACAGAUUUCUAGGUUUCCCAGAUGAUUGAUCAGCAUGUAGGACUUACUGUUACAAGCAGAAUUCUAUACCUUAUCCAAGUGCAUAACAACAACAUUAGUUGGAUUUGGUUCUGUACAUUUUCCUCGUACCUGACAUGGAUCGUUGGGUGGAAUUGGGACAGUAAUUCAGGUGGAAGCAUUUUACUUGAGAGUUACCUUCACUGCAAGUUCCGUAUCAUUAAUUUUCGAG